CCCCCCCCCCGCGCCCUCCCUCAUCUUCCUUUAAACACAAAGCUCCCUCCCUCGACCUUCUCCCAGACCUUCCUCCUCUCCUGCGACAGUGUUUCCACCGGCCUAGAAUUCUUGCUCAUGGCGCCGGCUUUCGUUCACCGUGAUCGGAACACCGUCUGCGUCAUGGACGCGUCGUGCCGGCUCGGCGUUUCGCUCGUUGAGAGGCUCCUACGAAGAGGAUACGUUGUUCAUGCCGCCACCUACGGCCGUGGUUUCGGUUCUCUUUAUCCGGUCUCGUCCUGCGGUGAGUCGGAGGUUUUGGAUGCUGAUUGGGUUUCUCUGAUGGCUGCUGUCGCAGGUGAAUCGAGCGGCAGCUUGAGGAGGCUCUUCGGCGAGAACCGGCGGCUUAAGCUGUUCCAUGCGGACCCCUUCGACUACCAAAGCAUCGUCGACGCCAUGAAGGGCUGCGCCGGGCUUUUCUACACGUUUGAGCCUCCUCAGGAUCAGUCCUACGACGAAUUCCUGGUUGAAGUGGAGGUGAGAUCCGCACACAAUGUGCUCGAAGCAUGCGCUCAAGUGGAAACCAUGGAGAGAGCGGUCUUCACUUCCUCGGUGACCGCCGUGGUAUGGAAAGAGAACCGCAAGGCGGCUGCAGACUUCGAUGAGAGGGAAUGGAGUGAACCCAACUUUUGCAGGAAAUACAAGCUUUGGCACGCGCUGGCGAAGACGUUAGCGGAGAAGACGGCGUGGGCGCUGGCGAUGGACCGAGGGGUGGACAUGGUCUGCGUCAACGCCGGCCUUCUCCUCGUGGCCGCGGACCUCUCCGUCGCCGACCCCUACAUGAAGGGCGCGGCGCAGAUGUACGAAGACGGCGUGUUGGUGACGGUGGACGUGGAUUUCCUCGUCGACGCCCACGUCGCCGUGUACGAGACCCCCUCAGCUUACGGGCGUUACCUCUGCUUCAACGGCGCCGUCUGCCAUCCCCAUGACGCCGUUAAGCUGGAGCGGCUGAUGUCCCACGACGCAGCCCAACCCGCCUCGAGUGACGGGUUGAGGACGACGCAGCAGCGGAUCCAGAACAAGAAGCUGAACAAGGUGAUGAUAGACUUCGACGCAGGGAGACACGUGGAAGAGUAGGUGCCGUUCAUCCGUGGGAAGUUGGGAGUGAAGUGACCGAAUGUGUAUUAGGUCUAAUUAUAGAUUAUUUAUGUGAUUAACUAUCCUUAGCAUAUCUAUUUCUGUACUUUGAAAUAUUUAAUCCUAUGUUUACUUUCACAUAAGUAAAAGAAAGACCGUAUUAUUAAA
Molecule: messenger RNA, 1284 nt
Organism: Musa acuminata AAA Group (dessert banana)
Lineage: Eukaryota; Viridiplantae; Streptophyta; Magnoliopsida; Zingiberales; Musaceae
Product: cinnamoyl-CoA reductase-like SNL6
Exons: 4
Coding region: 118-1116 (332 amino acids)
Biological process (GO): steroid biosynthetic process
Molecular function (GO): 3-beta-hydroxy-Delta5-steroid dehydrogenase (NAD+) activity
Source: RefSeq, a predicted model, not a curated record